AUGCUUAACUACGACAAGAUGGAAAAAAUUGGAGAGGGUGAGUUAAAAUCGAAAAAAAAACUGAAUUUAACGACGAUUUCAGGGACUUACGGUACGGUGUUCAAAGCGAGAAACAAGAAUACGGGGGAGAUUGUGGCACUGAAGAGAGUACGGUUAGAUGACGACGACGAGGUAAUUAUUGCAAAACCACCUGCUCACUCCCCCCACUAUUACAUUGAUUUAAAUACUUUCAGGGUGUACCGAGCUCAGCACUCCGAGAAAUUUGCAUUCUUAGGGAGCUGAAACAUCGAAAUGUCGUACGAUUGUACGACGUUGUUCAUUCGGAGAACAAGCUGACAUUAGUUUUCGAGUUCUGCGAUCAGGACUUGAAAAAGUUUUUCGAUUCAUUGAAUGGAUACAUGGAUGCUCAGGUUCGUCUCGGUGUUAUAAAUUCAGGAAGAAGAAAGGGAUUCGAGCAACAGAGCAUGUUCGAAAUACUCAAAAUAGUCACUGAACAAACGGAAUUCACCAAGAUUGCAUUUCAGACCGCCCGUUCGCUUAUGCUCCAACUGCUCCGAGGGCUCUCCUUCUGCCACACACAUCACGUACUCCAUCGUGAUCUCAAGCCUCAAAACCUUCUGAUUAACACGAACGGAACCCUCAAAUUGGCCGAUUUCGGACUCGCUCGAGCAUUCGGAGUCCCUGUCAGGUGUUUCAGUGCCGAAGUGGUCACUCUCUGGUACAGACCGCCCGAUGUGCUCUUCGGAGCAAAACUCUACAACACAUCGAUCGACAUGUGGUCGGCUGGGUGCAUCUUCGCAGGUUCCCGUUGCAAACCGCCCCACAAUGCAAUUAAUCAGUUCUUUUUCAGAGAUUUCAAAUGCGGGACGCCCACUCUUCCCUGGAGCUGACGUGGAUGAUCAGCUCAAGCGAAUUUUCAAACAAUUGGGAAGUCCGUCAGAAGAGAGCUGGCCUUCGAUCACACAGUUGCCAGACUACAAAGUACGGUCUCCCGGUAACACCAUCUGAUAGUUCACGCUCUCCUCCGAUCUCUGCAUCCUCGACAUCAUUGUACUUUACAUUCCCCUUCGUCACUUUCUAAUUCCGUCUUUCUUCUUAUCUCUUUCCUUUGCUGCGAGGGCUGCUGCCUACUUUCCGCCCGUGUCAAGUGACGAACGAAAAGAGAAGAGAAACAGAACAAAAAGGAUGAGUACUUUGAGCCCAGCUGUUUGUUCUUCUGACGCAAUCCUUAUCAUCUCCCCGUGGCGCCGUCCAUUUCUCGAUUACAUACGCGGGCGGUCGCGACUACUGAUAAGAAAACGGAAGAGAACAAAGAGUGCAGAGAAGCAAAGAUCCUAGAGAUAAUGGGCGAUCGGAGAGAACAGAGCGCUGCGAACAUUCUUUGAAUCUCAAUUUUAUGCCAACUGUUCCCCUUGACAUUGCACGAGUAUUACGAGAAUUUCCGGAAUCACAGACGACACUUCAAAUAAUCUCAUCCGUUUUUCAGCCGUAUCCGAUCUAUCACCCGACUCUGACAUGGAGUCAAAUCGUGCCGAACUUGAAUUCUCGUGGACGUGAUCUCCUGCAGGUAAGUACUCCGUCUGUCACAACUAUUUAGACAAACUAUUAUAUUUGCAGAAGCUGCUCGUUUGCAAUCCCACAGGACGGAUCGACGCUGACACUGCGUUGCGCCAUGCCUACUUUGCAGAAACUUCCGAUGUUUAGCUCCACUUUUCGAUCGUUGCUUAUUUUGCGUGUCUUCAGAUGAAUCUCAUUGCUUGCUGA
Messenger RNA from Caenorhabditis sp. 36 PRJEB53466, 1764 nucleotides. The record is from the annotation of a GenBank genome assembly. Lineage: Eukaryota; Metazoa; Nematoda; Chromadorea; Rhabditida; Rhabditidae.